AUGUUUAAACAAAAACUAUUAGGUAGUCAAAGAGGAGAGGAAAGAGGAGGUGAUUACUUUCCUUUACAAGAUUUUGGCUCAAAUAAUAAUAAUAAUAGUAGUAGUGGUGCAAGUGGCAGUAGUAGUAACAACAAUAAUAAUAGUAUCAAUCGUGACGAUGAAUUAGAACUAGAAGAUAUCAAUACAACAGGUUCUGUAAUACAUACAGCAAGACCGACAUUGGACAAUAAUGAAGAACAAGAAUCGUUUUUAGAGAAAACAUCUCAGAGCAUGCCCGCUAUUCAUAACUUGGACGCCUUUUUAACAGAGGUAUACGAAUACUUCCAAGGCAAAGGAUUUAUGUGUUUAUUCCUUGACGACUUUUUUGAAUUAGGGACAUCAUUAUUUGUAGUUUCAUUUUUUACAUUUUUGGUAUCAUUUAUCAAUUAUGGUGUAUUGUUUAGUCAACCUUCAAACAUACAGAAAUCAGUCAAUUUCGAUAGACAAAUCCCAACAUGGUUGAUCAUAUUUUUGGUUUUAUUUGGUAUCUAUUGGUGUGCCAAAUUCAUUAAAUUCUUGGCUAGUUUAAAGUCUCGUUUAGAAAUGAGAAGUUUUUAUCAUAAUACUUUAAAGAUUUCUGAAGAUGAUGUACAAACAAUUGAAUGGAGAGAAGUUGUAACAAAAUUAAUUAAAGUACCAAGAUUAUGUGUAGUAAAGGGUAAUAUGAAUGCAUUGGAUAUUGCAAAUAGAAUCAUGAGAAAGGAUAAUUAUAUCAUUGGUAUUGUCAAUAGAGAAAUCCUUGACCUUUCCAUUCCAUUCCCAGGUCUUCACAAAUAUAAAUUCAUCACAAAAACUCUAGAGUGGAGUUUAAUGUAUGCAUUGUUUAGUUAUGUUUUCGAUCGUAACGGUGAAAUUAGACAAGAAGUUUUAGAUACAAAUCAAAGACAAAGAUUAGCAAGAGGAUUAUCAAGAAGAUUUAAAACAAUUGGAUUAAUUGGAUUAUUUGCAUCACCAUUUAUAUUCUUUUUCCUAUUACUUAAUUUCUUUUUUGAAUAUGCUGAAGAAUUUAAAAGUAAACCAGGUUCACUUGGUAGUCGUGAAUGGUCUCCUUUGGCAAAAUGGAAAUUUAGAGAAUUUAAUGAAUUAUCUCAUUAUUUUAAAACUAGAUUAAAUCUUAGUUAUAGUCAUGCAAACAAAUAUGUUGAUAGUUUUCCAUCAGAGACAGUAUCGAUUAUGGCAAAAUUUAUUAGUUUUAUUUUGGGAUCUAUAUUGGCAGUAUUUUUGAUUUUUGGUAUCUAUAGUGACGAUUUCCUUUUCAACUUUGAUAUUUAUGGAAAAACUCCUAUUUGGUAUGUUGGUAUUUUUGGUACUGCAGUAGCAGUGUGCAAGUCUUUGGUAGUUGAUGAGAAUCAAGUAGCACGUCCAGCCAUCCAAAUGACACGUGUUGUUCAGUACACACGUUAUUGUCCACGUUCUUGGAAGGGCAAGAGUCACACAUACUCGGUUCGCGACGAAUUCCUCACUCUCUUUGAGUUUAGAGUUGUCAACUUUUUACGUGAAGUCAGUUCUGUCAUUUUUGCACCAUUCAUCCUCAUCUUUUCGCUUCCCAAGUGCUCACUCGACAUUCUCGACUUUAUCGGCACCUUUACCGUGCGUGUCAACGGUGUCGGCUUGAUUUGCAGCUUUGGUGCCUUUACCGACGUCAAGAAACACGGUAGUAAAAAGUAUGGUGCCACUCAGGACGCUGACAAGUACUACAAGACCAAACAAGGCAAGUUGGAAAAGUCAAUCGUCAACUUUUCACUCAUCUAUCCAGAAUGGAAACCUGCUGGUCACGAAAUCCUUGACAACCUCAAUCAAUUCCAAAAACAACAACAAACAAAUGGUACUAAUCAAAAUUCGAGUGGUAGAGUCGAUCCACCUGCCAAUUGGAAUCCAAAUGAUAUCAAUUAUAUGCAUGACUCUUCCUUUGUAUCUCCAUCUACCAUUCAAAUGGUACUUGGUAGUACUGGAAGUGAUAAUAGUGGUGCUGCCAUGGGCAACAACUAUGACAACGCACAAAGAGCUCGAGUCGACCAAAAUAAGAAAAUAAAAUUCAUUCUUACAACAUUUUUUAACAACACAUGUCGACGACAUUACAUUGUUCGUGCAUAUAUAUUUAAUUUAUUGAGAGAAUAUUCAUCAUCGGAAUUGACUUGUCGUUACGAUAAUCGCCCAGAGAUCCCGCGGUUUUGGGUACAAAAAAAACAUAAAAAGACACUUCGGAAAUAUCUCAGCGCCUCAUCUAAAAUUGAAAGGGGAAUGGGAGAUAGUAGUGUAAUACUAAGUGUAUUGAGCUUGGUAGACAAGAGAUUAAAUCGAUUAAAAGGAUCACCAACCAAUACAAGAGCUACUUUGGUCGACACUAUCGAACAGUAUCAAAAGACAAAAGAUAUACUAUACAAUGCAAAGAGACUACAGAGUAGAGAUCCAGGUGACACUGACAAUAUCAAAUCAAAUAUAACACAGAUCGAUGUUAGAAUCAAUCUUGCCAACCACGAAGAAAGUCUACUCAUCAAACGAUUAAAUGAAAAGGAUUACUCUGAAAAUGGUGAAACACCUUCUUCCCCUAUCGUUGCAUCAAGAUCAACAACUCAAUUAAAUCAAUUAUUAUUAGGUGUAGAAAAAAAUAUUAAUAUUAAUAUUAAUAAUAAUACAACAACAACAACAACAACAAAUGAUAUAAAGGAACAAACAUCACAAUCACAACAACCACAACAAGAAAUAGUAGAAAUUAAAGAAGAAAUUAAAGUUGAAGAUAAAAGACCAACUAGUCCUGUUACCACUACUACUACCACCACUGCCAUUGCCAUUUCCAAUGUUGAAACUAGUCCACCGUCUACCGUUGUUGUUGGUGUUGUCCCUGAUACAACCAAUGUUUCAUCUGAAGUAGAUUCAAAUCGAACAAGAUCAAGUAGUUUUAAACAAGUUUUGGAAAGAUUUGACAAGAUUGAAUUACACAAUAACAAUUAUAAUAUUGUUAAUCUAAACUCACAUAAUCCUACCAACGAUAAAAAAGGAAAUAGUAAUCUAAAUAUUCGUGGUCGUCCUCUUAAAGGUGAUGAAACGACCGUCGCCGCUGUGGAAAAGGAGGAGAAGGAACCAUCACAAUCAAUUUCACAACCACCAACCAUUACAAGAGAAGGAUCAUCAUUAUCAAUUUCACAAAGAGGUGCUGAAAUUACUAAAAUGUUAAAGAAACAACAUCAUCUAGAUGAAUCUGAACAACAACAAUCAGAAGAUUCACAUAGAGUUAAAAGAUCAAAAAGUAGUAGUAGUUUAAUUAUCACUCCUCCUCCACAGCCAACUAAUAAUAGUCUUUCAUCAUCAUUAAAUGUAUCAGCACCAACUACUACUACUACUAUUACAACAAAACCUUCUUCUUCUUCUGAACCAUCAUUAUCAGAACCAAUUGAUUCAUUUAUACCAAUUGUUCAAAAUGUUUUUGUUGUUCAAUUGGAUGAAGUACCAGAUGAAGCAACUCCAAGAAAAACAACCAUGUUGUUGACAAAACAAGCAAAGUCUGAUAUUUUCGAUAGUAAUAUUAGUAUUGGAGUAAUGAAUCAACCAAAUAAUAGUAAUCUUAGUAUAUUAUCAGAACAAAAUAAUAAUAAUAAUAUUACAACAACUACACCUACAACUAUACCAAUAUUUGCAAAAUCAACAGAUUAUAUUCCAAUAUCACGUCGUGCAACAGGAUUUUCACCAAUUAAUACACCAAAUUCCGAUUGUACAACACCAACCAGUAGUCAACCAUAUCCAAAUUCUUCAGACAUGAUGUCAAGUUCAGUAGCCGAUGCAUUUUUAUUGCGUCAUCAAAAUAUUGUUCGUUCAGAGUCUGCUCUUUCGAUUUCACAAUCAAUUCAACCAUUUUUAAUGGCAGAUUCAUUACUCAAUUCAUAUACACCUCAAUCAUCAUUAUUACAACAACAACAAGGUAAUAAUAUCAGUCAAUCAUUACCACAUUCAUAUUCUUCACAAUCAAUUAAUAGUUUUACCAAACCACAACCACAACCAUCAUCACAAUUUAAAAUAUCACAAAGAUUAAAGUUUUCGAGGCAAGUACCAAUUCGUAAAACAUCUGAAGCUAGAAUUGGUCAUGCUAGAUCAAAUAGUAAUAAUCAAAACAACAAUAAUAAUAAUAAUAUGUAUUAUAAUGCACCAGCAAAUCCAAGUCCAUUGUCAAGUGGACCACCUAUUUAUGGUGAUGAACCUGUUAAAUGUCAAGGUGAAAGAUUGGCACUAUUACAAUCACUAUUAAAGGCAGAAGAAUUGACAAACAAUGCAGAGAGAAAGGUGAUUGAUGAAAUCAACAAAAUCACUAGACAAAAAUCCGAAGAACUCUAUCAAUUGGUUUGGGAAGUUAGAAAUUUAGAUAAAGCAAUUGCUCAUAUUCUAAGUAGUAGAUUGAAAAUUGAAGAUUUAUCAUCUUGGAAUUCUCAACGAGAUGUUCCUUUAAAUCAAAAUCAAAAUCAAAAUAAUCAAAAUAAUGAAUAUCAAAAAAAACCACAAGAAGAAAUUGUAACAAUAGAAUUAUCAAGUCAACUUAAACAUUCAAUGGAACGUUUAAUUGUAUUGAUGAGAACAGAACCAACUAUAUUGGCAGAAACACUUUAUAGAGCUGGUUAUCUUAGAGAUGAAGGUGAUAAAUCUUUAAAAGCAACACAUUCAGAUCUAUCACAGGCGAUUGUAUUUUCAUUGUUUGGUAAUUGUUUUACUGCAACCGAUGAAAAACUAUUGCUACUAUUGAUCAAAAAGAUAUCGGAAAUUGAAUUUUCCAAAUGUCCAGAUGAUCAAAAACGUAAAUUUGGUUCACAAGAACCAUUUUGUUAUACUUUGCUCUCAACCUAUCUAAAGUAUACUUUUGGUAAACCAUAUAUCAUCUCUGUACUCAAAGAUUUAAUCGUUGCCAUCAUCCAAGACCACAAUAUGAAUCUUGAAGAUGAUCCACAGAAAAAGGCAAUGUUGGCAGAAUUUGGUCUACUCGAAGAAGAAGUCAAUGUCGAUCAAAAGGCAUUGCUACAACAAUUCUCUGCCGAAUUUCUUCAAAGAGUUUUGGCUCUCCAAUCUGGUCUACCCUAUGCCGUUCGUUGGAUGUGUAAAGUAGUUUUGGGGUAUUGGAGAAAACAUGUUCGUGCAUCACGUCCCGACGAUUGGGUGCCAACCGAUUUCUCAGACAUUAAAGACAUUGCACACGAGAAUGAACUCAUCAUUCACUUGGUAUUUGAAAACUUUUUCAUUCCAGCUCUUAUUCGUCCAGAACAUUAUGGUGUAUUUACUGGUCUCACUAUUUCCCAAAAGACUCGUCAUAAUCUUAUUCAAAUCGCUAAAAUGGUUCUCACAUUCCUUACCAAUCCUCAAUCCAUUCCAACUUGGUUAAAUGAAAGUAUGAACCUUGCAAAUCGUAUUCAAGAAUAUUUUUCUGAAGUUUCUCAAGUUGAAGAACCUGAUACUUAUUAUCAUAGACCAAUAUAUGAAUUAGAAUUGGGACAAAAUUUAUUAGUAUCAUCAACUGAUAUAUUUAUAAUGAUGGAAUUAAUUUAUCAUAACAAACCAGAAGAAGAGGAUGAAUCAGAAACCAAACAAUUACAAUUGGAAGUGGUAGAGAUGAUAAAGACUGUUCAACCAGCUGCACAAUUGCAAGAAGGAAUGAAAUUUUUGGUGAUCAAUGUGAUACCAAAAGUUAAAGAUUCGGCAGAUCAAUCAAGGAUGAGUUCAUUGGUACAAGGUCAACAGCAUUCAAUACGUUUGGCAAAAGAAAACCUUUUACUUUCUCUAUGUGUAUUAAAUUAUCUUUGUGGUUUUCUAUCUACACCAAUUUGUGAAUUACUGCUACUUCAAUGUGGUCGUUCAAGAUCAUUGGAAUUGAAUAUUUUGGAAGCACAAAUUGAAGAAACCAUUAGAAGUCUUUGGUCACUACCAGAUUCUUACAAACUCAACGACUAUGAACCAUUGUUGGAUUUAAUGUUUGAAGAUUAUAAUCGUCGUGAAAAGAAGCGAUCAAUGGAGAAACAAUUAAAACUACUCUAUCUAGAUCAGCUCCAACGUCACACUUCACAAAUCAUCUCUCAAAAGAAUAUCAAUAUCGAAUUUUUGACCAAUCAAAAGUUUAGACUCUUUAGAGACAAGACCUAUACUCGUAUGCAAACCGAGUUUGUUUCUGAAUUCAUGUCUCGUUUCUCUAUCAAUACGCCUGGUAACUGUAGUUGCUCUCCUACCAUCAACGAUGAAGAUUCAGAUAUCUGCGAUACUUGUUCUCUCAAAUCAACCAUGAUUAGUACCUUUUUAAAACGUGCCAAAGAUGCAAUCAUUAAAAGUCCUUGGUGGAAAGAUGCUCUUGAAGAUGAUCUAAUCAUUGCUCAAAAUACUCUUGAACGUAAUUUAAUGACUCAAAUUUAUAAUUAUACAUUUAGUAUAAGUAAAGUUGAUGUAAUAUUUUCAAAAGAAUUAAAAUCAAAAUCAAGUUCAAUUGAUCAUAGAUCACUUUAUAUUCCAGAGAAAUAUGCCAAUCAAUCACCAUGGGAAUUGGCACAACAAGAAAUUAGAAAGAUUAAUCUUUAUAAAUCCCCUCAUGACAAGAUGAAAUGUAUUAUUGAUACUUGGAAUAUUAUUUUCAAUUAUACAAAACCAUUGGGUGAAUCUGGUCCUGAUGAUUUCUUACCUAUAAUGGGAUAUGUAAUUAUAAAAGCAAAACCAGAAAAUUUAUUAUCAAAUAUUCAAUAUAUAAGUUUAUAUAUUACAACUAUGGAUCCGACUGCCGAAGUAUGGUUUAUGAAUUUGAAAUCAUCGAUUGAAGUGAUUCGAGAGGUAUUGUCUGGUGAAUUAAAUUAUAAAGGUUGGACAAAUGGUAUUUUAGCACCCAUGAUUGAUAGAAUUUCAAUCAUGAAAAAAGAAAUUAAAAAGAAACAAAAAACAAAGUAUAGAGCUUCUAUUAUCAAUUUGUCAAAUCUUUCUCAAUAA
Molecule: messenger RNA, 6978 nt
Organism: Cavenderia fasciculata
Lineage: Eukaryota; Evosea; Eumycetozoa; Acytosteliales; Cavenderiaceae
Product: RasGTPase-activating protein
Exons: 10
Coding region: 1-6978 (2325 amino acids)
Biological process (GO): protein localization to phagophore assembly site; autophagy of mitochondrion; regulation of GTPase activity
Cellular component (GO): autophagosome; phagophore assembly site
Source: RefSeq, a predicted model, not a curated record